AUGCCAACCAUCAACAGUGAGGAGUGGGAAAAUGCUGUUCGCCUCAAAGUUGGAUACAAUGGCAAUAUUCUGGUGACCUGCAUAAAAAAUGAUGUCAGAUACACAGACUUUUGUGUGGAGAUUAGAGACAUCUGCAAAUUUGAGGAUGCCCAGCCUUUCACUGUGAAAUGGAUAGAUGAGGAAGGGGACCCUUGUACCAUAUCUUCUCAGAUUGAACUCAAUGAGGCCAUCAGGUUGUAUGAGGUGAACAAGGAUACAGAACUCAACAUACAUGUUUUUCCCAAUGUGCCCGAAAGACCUGGACUUCCUUGUAUUGGGGAAGACAGAAACAUGUACAGGAGGGGAGCACGCAGAUGGCGCAAGCUGUACAGGGUUAAUGGCCACUUGUAUCAAGCAAAACGUUUCUCAAGAAAAGCUGUAUGUGCCUUGUGCCAGGACAGGAUCUGGGGGCUGGGCCGGCAAGGUUAUAAGUGCAUUCAGUGCAGAGUCACAGUUCACAAACGCUGUCACAAAGUGUACAAGAGGGCUUGUGGAGCCCCUGAGGAUGUGUCAGAGUUGAAACCCUCGCCACAGAACAAUGAAACAGUGUCUGCAGAAAAAUCAAAAUCUCCAAAUGGACAUUCAAAAGAUGGUAGAGCCUCAGUGAACAGUCCUGUAGAAUAUGGCAGUGAGGCAUCAGAUGUUGCAGAGAGCGAUAGGCUAAACCUGGACCAUUUCCAGCUCUUGCGGGUUAUUGGUCGAGGAAGCUAUGCUAAAGUCCUGCAGGUGGAGCAUAAGAAAACCAAGCGGAUCUAUGCUAUGAAGGUUAUCAAGAAAUCACUGGUGAAUGACGACGAGGAUAUUGACUGGGUGCAGACAGAGAAGCACGUGUUUGAGGCAGCCACCAAUUAUCCAUUCCUGGUGGGCCUGCACUCCUGUUUCCAGACUUCAAGCAGACUGUUUUUUGUCAUUGAGUUUGUGAAUGGGGGAGAUCUGAUGUUUCACAUGCAGAGACAGAGGAGACUACCCGAGGAACAUGCCCGGUUUUAUGCCGCAGAAAUAUGUUUGGCACUUAAUUUUCUCCAUACCAGAGGCAUCGUGUACAGAGAUCUGAAGCUGGACAAUGUGCUGUUGGACGCAGAAGGACACAUCAAGCUGACCGACUAUGGCAUGUGUAAAGAGGGUUUAAAACCAGGAGACACGACCGGGACCUUCUGUGGGACACCAAACUACAUCGCCCCAGAAAUCCUGAGGGGAGAGGAAUAUGAUUUCAGUGUGGACUGGUGGGCUCUGGGAGUGCUGAUGUAUGAGAUGAUGGCAGGGAGGUCGCCGUUUGAUACCGUGGGCCAUGCUGAUAAUCCUGACCAGAACACAGAGGACUAUCUCUUUCAGAUUAUUUUGGAAAAGCCAAUCAGGAUACCUCGGUCGCUGUCAGUCAAAGCAGCAGCCGUGCUGAAGGGAUUUUUGAAUAAGGUACCAGCUGAACGACUUGGGUGUCAUCCACAAACCGGAUUUACCGAUAUCCAGUCGCAUCCAUUUUUCCGGGCCAUCGACUGGGCCCAGCUUGAGGAGAAGUUGAUCGUACCUCCCUAUAAGCCCCACAUCCGCCACGAGAGAGACCUGGAGCACUUUGACCCUGCUUUCACUAAUGAACCCGUUCGGCUGACACCAGAUGACCAGAAAACCAUUGCUGCUAUUGAUCAGUCUGAAUUUGAUGGAUUUGAAUAUGUCAACCCACUGCUGAUGUCCAUGGAGGAUUGUGUUUAG
This is a messenger RNA of Candidula unifasciata, 1746 nucleotides long. The record is from the annotation of a GenBank genome assembly. Lineage: Eukaryota; Metazoa; Mollusca; Gastropoda; Stylommatophora; Geomitridae.